AUGGAAGAUGAGGAAUGGGGAGAGGGAAUCAACUUUCUGGCACACCUAUCUAUUUAUAUGCGUGAGAGCUGGUUGAGUGGUCGCUUCUGGCUUGACUACGCUACGAGAAAGAGUUGGGCAUUCGAUACAAUGUUCUGGAAGUACUUGGAUGAUAAGUUCUUUGGGUCGAGAGAUGAGGAUAUACAAGAAUCUCAGUUUUGGACGGCAAGGGUUCAUCUUCUAGGGAAAGAGGCACAAAAGUCUAUGGAAAUGGUCGUGGAAAGGAAGAUGAAUGACGCAAAAGAGAGAGUCCUAGUAGAUUGGGAUCCGGCUACAGCGAAGCAACUUCUCCAAGAGGCAUUGGGAGAUUAUUCAGGUUCGCAGUCGUAA
Molecule: messenger RNA, 369 nt
Organism: Fusarium odoratissimum NRRL 54006
Lineage: Eukaryota; Fungi; Ascomycota; Sordariomycetes; Hypocreales; Nectriaceae
Exons: 1
Coding region: 1-369 (122 amino acids)
Source: RefSeq, a predicted model, not a curated record